Messenger RNA from Aspergillus mulundensis, 522 nucleotides. Its product is annotated as ankyrin repeat domain-containing protein. Gene Ontology annotation, molecular function: protein binding. The transcript has a single exon. The record is from RefSeq and is a predicted model, not a curated record. Lineage: Eukaryota; Fungi; Ascomycota; Eurotiomycetes; Eurotiales; Aspergillaceae. The coding region runs from base 1 to 522 and encodes 173 amino acids.
AUGAUCCAGGCGCUGCUCGAUCAUCCUGAAGUUGACCCCAAUCUGGCUAGUGAUGAAGGAGGAACGCCAUUGGCUGAGGCAAUAUGCCCUCGGCAUCAGACAAGCCACAGUUUUAAAAGGGUUGCACAACUUGUCAAGCUCUUUCUCAACAACAAAAAUGUUGACAAGACUGCUCCAGACCAUAAUGGGGAUACCCCCCUUCUCCACGCCUCUCGCUCAAGCGUUGAGAUUCUUAACAUGCUGCUUCCAUUCUUUGAAGGAAAUGUUUGGCACCGAAACAAGGAAUGGAAAACGGCCCUUGACAUAGCAGCCGUAUCUGGUAAGCCCGAUAUUGUCGCCCGGCUCCUUGACCCGAGUCUUCAAGUGAUGGACACGGACUUGAUUGUUUCAAACGCCCUCCAUAAGGCACACCAGUACUAUAUCGCUCCUCAUCCGCCCCCUACCUGGGUGGAGUGCAAUCUCCCCGAGGUCGAAGUGGCGAUGGGAUUACUGAAGGUGCAUUUGGAGAAGAUGCGCUGUUAG